CUGCGUGUGGAUGUUGACGGUGGUCACGCUGAGGUGUCAGCCAACCAGUCAUGAGAACGCAGAGGUGGAGGGAAACUCCGAAGAUUCUGUUAUCGACGACACGACCGAGGAUUAUUGGGCAGGCAGUGGAUCGGGACCCGAGGAUGAGUCCUCCUCCUCUCACAACGAAACCAGAGAAGCGUUAACUCACGAAGCCAGCGACCACGAUACUGUCGUGUACAUUGGCGAUGGCGCUAAUUACGUGCCAGUUCCUUCAUUGAAUAAUCGACCGUUGAAUCCGAAUCUUCAAGCGCUUCAAACUCUUCAAGGCUUGCAAGGCCUUUCUGGAAACGGAGGUACAGGAGUAGUCGGCGAUGAAGACUGGAGGAGACAUCCAGAAACCUGGGAUCGCGAACACCGAAGAUACAGGCCCAAUACGACGAGAGUGCAACAUAUCGAGGCGGAAUGUCAAGACGAUUACAUGAAAAUCAGAAUCGGAUUCAAUGGAUCUUUCACCGGCCUUUUGUAUUCUGCAGGCUACUCGUACGAUCCCGAUUGCAUGUACGUUAAUGGGACGGGCCGAGACUAUUACGAGUUCUACAUUCAGUUGAAUCGGUGCGGCACCCUCGGCGAGAACACUCAUCAUCAGGACAGCAGGAAGAAUCCGACGAAAAAUCUUAUGUGGAACACGGUCACAGUGCAGUACAAUCCAUUAAUAGAGGAGGAGUUCGACGAACAUUUCAAGGUGACUUGCGAGUACGGCUAUGACUUUUGGAAGACGGUGACAUUUCCUUUUCUCGAUGUCGAGGUCGCCACGGGAAAUCCCGUAGUCUUCACCCUGCAGCCUCCGGAGUGCUACAUGGAAAUCAGAUACGGUUACGGGACCACUGGAACUAGAGUGGCUGGACCAGUUCGUGUCGGAGAUCCUCUGACUCUCAUUAUCUACAUGCGCAGCAAAUACGAUGGUUUUGAUAUCGUCGUAAAUGAUUGCUACGCUCAUAAUGGCGGAAACAAAAGGAUUCAACUGAUCGAUCAAUACGGAUGUCCGGUUGAUGACAAACUGAUCAGCCGGUUUCGCGGUUCCUGGUCGGAGAGUGGCCUGUUUGAGACGCAAGUUUUUGCUUAUAUGAAGACCUUCAGGUUCACGGGAUCGCCGGCUCUGUAUAUCGAAUGCGAUGUUCGCAUGUGCCACGGAAGAUGUCCGAGCCAACCUUGCCAUUGGAGAAACGCGAAGAAUGUGGUGAAGCGGUCAGUGUCGGAAAUCGAUGGAUCAUCGACGCCGGCAACUAGUUUGUCGGAGAAUGUGAACCUCUUCCAGUCUCUUCGUGUUCUUCAGGAAGGCGAAGCGGACACGGAACUGUUCCAGAAUUCCACUAGCUUCUCUCGCAGCGGAUUUAGUGAGCCUACGACUGACAGAGUAUGUUUGAGAUCUACAGUGGCCAGUACAAUAGUGGGACUCGGCUGUGGUUUCUUCUGUAUCAUGGCCGGUAUGAUACUAGCCAUGUGUUCGCGAAUGCGGCGACAAGCGCGAGAAAAAUUAUUAUCGGACAGUAUAAGCUAUAUGACGCACCAAGGUCGAAUCAACUAGGGUAAUAUUUUUAGCAUGCGGAGAUCUAUUUCUUCUCGCUUCAUCUCAAUCAGUUGCGAUAUCCUCGCAUCUUUCGCAGCAAGUGGAGCUGACUAAGGAACUGCUCCGCCGGUAAUAUAAGAAUGCGUCGUUAAAAUAGGAAAUGGUCGAUAUAAAUGACUGAACUUCGAGCUACUGAUAAAUCGACAUUGAUGAAAAUGCGAUUAAAACGCGGUGAUAAAUUUAUUAUUUUUAUAAAUCGGAAGAAUAUCAGAUUUGUAAACAAUUUAAGAAGAGUCUUUUUACAUACUCUACUCUUCUUUCAAUUAACUUCUUAAGGUAAGCAUGGGAUUAAUACAAUGCGAAGUGCCUUAUGUAUUUUGAUAGUCGUCGAUAAUUCAGGCUCCCAUGGAUAUAAUAGGUCUCAUCGAUUCAUUGUGUGCGAAUGCUUUUUUAUAUAAAUAAUAUUCGCUGCUAUACUCUCGCUUCUUUUAAUUAUUGAAGUGUUAAUCGAUACUCAUUCGUCAAUUGAUGUAUAU
Molecule: messenger RNA, 2085 nt
Organism: Mycetomoellerius zeteki
Lineage: Eukaryota; Metazoa; Arthropoda; Insecta; Hymenoptera; Formicidae
Exons: 10
Coding region: 11-1567 (518 amino acids)
Source: RefSeq, a predicted model, not a curated record